CCUCCUCCCCCACUCCUCCUCCUGCACGACAUCCACCUGCAACCAGGCCCUCCCCACCAGCUGAACGGACAGAGGGACCUGAUCAACAACAACAGAGGGAACAGCAGAACCAGAGCACCGGUCCAGCAGGUGAGCCAAACCAGAUCCAGCUCUCACCUGUCAUCCCUCUCAUUCAGACCCCCCCAGCGCGUAGGCUGAUAAACAUGGCAACAAUGACUGAACCGCAGAGAAGUGACUGGUCACCUGACGCUUUGGGCCAAGCAGAACCUGAGGACCUAACCCAGACUCCUCAGUGGAACAAGUCCUACAGCCCACCAGGUACCUCACGACAGCAGCAGGCCACGCCCCCCUCUCCCCAACCACAGAGAACAGCACGACAGGAGGUAAUCUGCAUCUCCCCAUCACCCCCUCCUCCUGCCACACCCCCCUCACAACCUCGCAGACGGUCAGCAGCAGAGGAGCUGACACAGAUGGAUAAAGUAUUGGAGGAAGUGGAGGAGUAUUUUCUGAACACCCCCCCUCUAGAAGAACCAACAGGACGCCUGCUUCGCUCCUCCAUCCAGACAACGCUGACGGGCAGCCCACUUACCAAACCUGGACCCAGAGGAACAACAUCAGGACAACGCCGGGACACCCCAGCACCAUGGAUGAC
Messenger RNA from Austrofundulus limnaeus, 652 nucleotides. Its product is annotated as mucin-2. The record is from RefSeq and is a predicted model, not a curated record. NCBI's taxonomy places the organism in Eukaryota, Metazoa, Chordata, Actinopteri, Cyprinodontiformes, Rivulidae.